UCUUCCAACCAAGCCUGAAAUAGGGGAACAAAUGAAGAUGGAAAUUAUGGCUGUCAACAUGUCGGUCACCUCCCCAGGCACGGCCACCCUCCCUCCCUCACCCAGUCUGGAGGACUCAGGUUUUCCUCUGGCCUCGCUGGAUAGUGAGGACUACGUGUUUGUGGAACCUCGUCAUCCCAACAAGGUACUGGAGGGGCUGAACAGUUUACGGCUGAACAAUGCCUUCUGUGACGUAACACUGUGCUGUGGAGGUCAGGAGUUCCCGUGUCAUCGUAUUGUGCUGGCCUCCUUCAGCUCCUACUUUCAGGCUAUGUUCUCUACUGACCUCAUGGAGUCUCGGCAGGAGCGGGUAGCCAUCAAUGGGGUGGAACCUCAGAUGAUUGGCAUGCUGGUGAAUUAUGCUUACACGGCAGAAGUGGUGAUCUCCAAGGCCAAUGUGCAAGCGCUGCUGGCGGCUGCCAACCUCUUGGAUGUUAUGGCAGUGAGGGAGGCCUGCUGUCGUUUCAUGGAGCGACAGAUGGACGAGAUGAACUGCGUGGGCAUCCACUGUUUCGCCGAGGCCCAUUCCUGUCACGAGCUGGAACGCCGUAGCAUGGAAUACAUUCAGCAACACUUCAGCAACGUCUGCAAACAGGAGGAGUUUCUCUCGCUGUGUGCGGACAAACUGACUGAGAUCAUAGCUAGCGACCAUCUGAACGUGCCCAAGGAGGAGACGGUGUUUGAGGCUGCCAUGCUCUGGCUGAACAAGAGCGCCUCCCGCAGGCAAAGCUUUGAAAAGGUGCUUGAGCACGUCCGGCUGCCCUUGAUAAGUCCGUACUACAUCCACGACGUGAUUGAGUCUCUGGAUGUGGUGAAGGAGUCUUUGAAGUGUCAGAAGCUCAUCUCUGAAGCCAAAGAUUAUCUGCUGCUACAGGAUCGCAGGGGAGAACUCUACGGUCCCAGGGCACGCCCGCGCAGGUCCACGGGGACAGCUGAGGUCAUCGUCACAGUUGGGGGUGAAGAUGACAAGGUUGUCCUGCGGAGUGUGGAGAGUUUUGAUCCCCUGACCAGCCAAUGGAAAAGCCUGGCCUGUCUUCCCUUUGCUGUGAGCAAACAUGGAUUAGUAGUGUCAGGUUCCAUGCUGUAUCUUGCAGGUGGGGAGUUUCCAGAUGGUUCUGCAAGCAGGGAGAUGUGGCGUUAUGACCCUUGUUUUGACUCCUGGCUAGAGAUGGCUCCUAUGAAUGUGGCUAGAUCAGAGUUAGGACUGGUCAUGCUCGAUGGUUACGUGUUUGCGGUGGGCGGUUGGGAAGGGCGGUCGCGACUGGACUCGGUCGAAUGCUACAACCCUCAGACCAAUACCUGGCAGUUUAUGGAGUCGGUCAAAAUGGCUGUGACCAGCCCUGCUGUGGUGGCCUUGGAUGGACUUCUCUAUGUCACAGGGGGAGCCGUUCUGGAGGAUGGAGACGGCACAGAUUUAGCCCAGGUUUACAACCCUAAGACGAAUGUGUGGACGGAGGUGGCACCCAUGCAGAUAGCUCGCUCGGGAUCUGCAGCAUGCACCUUGAAGGGCAAAAUUUACGUCAUAGGUGGGUGGCAUGCGUCCACAGAGAACACUGAUAAGGUGGAGUGCUAUGACCCUAAAAAGAACCAGUGGACCAUGUGUGCCCCCAUGAAGGAGAGACGCUAUCGGCCUGGCGUGGCAGUGGUGGAUGGCAAGAUUUAUGUAUUAGGUGGAGAAGAGGGCUGGGAUAGGUAUCACGAUACCAUUGAGCGAUACUGCGAGGAGACGGACAGCUGGGAGAUCGUGGGCGAGAUGCCCACCAGUCGCAGCUGGUUGAGCUGCGUGUCUCUGCCGCUUCGGAAAGACGUGCACGGCGCCAGCCGCCCUGGCACCGCCUCCGAAACCGAGUUCUCCGUGGACUGAGGGCCUCGCCGUGCCAAGCCGAAUGCCAGUUUGUGUGCCAGACACACUCAGCGGGCACCGUCUGUCAUAAUGUGCCAGGCAGAAGUAGCCCCUCUCUCUCUCUCUCUCUCUCUCUCGGUGCCCGUUGGAUGCUGUUUGCGUGGGCCUUUUAGUGGCGUACAGAAGAAAAGACCGAAACGCAGGCCGGUCUCAGAGAGAGACCGCUCGUCAUCUGUUUAAACACUCAAAUGGGUUCAUUCCAUAAUUGUGGUUUAAAGCUGGACGUGUGUUGGUGACAAUAAGCCCGCGUGUGCGCGUGCGUGUGUGUUUGUGUAUGUGAUCGUGGUAAGUGUGUAUCCGUGCACUAAGCCAAUCCCUCAUAGACUUGUCAUAGUGUGU
Messenger RNA from Chanos chanos (milkfish), 2281 nucleotides. Its product is annotated as kelch-like protein 20. Gene Ontology annotation, molecular function: protein binding. The record is from RefSeq and is a predicted model, not a curated record. Lineage: Eukaryota; Metazoa; Chordata; Actinopteri; Gonorynchiformes; Chanidae. The coding region runs from base 32 to 1903 and encodes 623 amino acids. The transcript is spliced from 10 exons.